AUGGCAACAACACCAUCUGAUGUAACUCCCAAGCGGGUCCCGCCGCCAUGCUGGACCCGAGAAGAGUCGCUUGCCCUAAUCAAAGCCUACCGUGACAAAUGGUACUCCGUCAACCGCGGCAACCUCCGCGCCGCCGACUGGGAAGUCGUUGCCACCGCCGUCCAGCCUAAAUCAUCCCUCCAGUGUCGCCACAAGAUUGAGAAGCUGCGGAAACGAUACCGUGCUGAAAAACAAAAGUGCCUUAAGUACCCAGGUCGGUUUUUCUCUUCUUGGGAUUUGUUCCCUUUGUUAGAUUCAAUGGAAAUUGGGUCUCUGGGGUCUAAAGUAGAGCAAGAAAUCGAAAAAGGGAAUGAUAUUGGAGAUGGGUUUCGCGUGAAAACGUUAGGAGAUAGGUAUUUGCUGACUGCUCAAAAGAAUGGGAAAAUUAAAGGGGAUUUGGAUCCAGAUGAGGAUUUCGGUUUGGAUCCAGAUUUUGCUUUUCGGGCUAGGAAAUAUAGCAGGGUUGAUGGGGGUUAUAAUGUUAAUGGUGAUUCUGGAAGUGGGUUUGGUGUUAAAUCUGUUGCUGAUGAGAAUUUGGUAUCUGUUGCAUUUAGACCCAAAGAUUAUACUGGAGUUAAUGGGAAGAUGAAGGCUGAUGUUGGUUUUAAUGGUGAUUAUGAAGGUGAAUUUGGUUACAAAAUGGAAAAAACACAAGGUGAUGCGAACUUUAUGCCCCAGGGAGUUAGAUUGGCGGAUUACGGAAUGAUUGCUGAUCAUCAUGGCUCGUAUGAUAGGGAUGUUGCUAAAGGAGUCCAUGGCUAUGGAGGGUUUCCGCUGAAGUCUUUAGGUGAUAGGAAUUUGGCGUUUCACAGGCCUAACCCGAAGAAUUAUAGUACAAAGAAUGAGAGGAAGCCCACUUCUGAUUUUUGUGAUGAUGAUGAUGAUCAUGUGGAGAUUGACUACGGAAGUGAGAAAAGAAAUGGGUUUGGCAAAAAAGUAAUUGAUGGCUGGAGUUCCUCACCUCCGGGGUUUAGACCAACAAGUUUUGGCAAUAUUGAUGGGAAUUCGAGGUCUGAUGGUCGUUCUAGGGGUUUGAAUGGUUCUGUGAAUGUUGAGAUGAAUAGCAUUGGUGACGGAGUUAAAAGAGAGACAGAUCCAGUUUCUUUGUUGGUGUCAGCAAUUGAGCAGGCUACAGAAAGUUUUGUGAAGGUGGAGAUGAUGAAGAUGGACAUGGUGAUGGAGAUUGAGAAAAUGAGGAUGGAAAUGGGUUUGAAGCAUAACCAGAUGAUACUUGAGUCGCAGCAACAGAUUGUGGAUACACUUGCGAAAGCAAUGCUGGAAAAGAAGAAACGGAAGAAAGUAGUGGAGGUGCUGUCACCUAAUUCAAGCAGAAAUGGAUAUUCUCUGGUUGCUGCAGUGGAUUUUGAAAGCAUUGGUAAAAGUAGCGUGGUAAAAGAAGGCGAAGCUUGCUUUACCUGA
Molecule: messenger RNA, 1458 nt
Organism: Dovyalis caffra
Lineage: Eukaryota; Viridiplantae; Streptophyta; Magnoliopsida; Malpighiales; Salicaceae
Source: the annotation of a GenBank genome assembly